UGAACUCACUCAGAUUCUGAUUCUCUCUCUCUCUCUGAGAGACACACACUCAUCACUUCUCACUUCUAACUUGUAACAAUGUCAGUCUACGACGCAGCAUUCGUAGAAACACAGCUCUCAAAACGCACUUCCAUCUUCGGCCUCCGUCUAUGGGUUCUCAUCGGAAUCCUCGUCGGCGCUCUCAUCGUCUUCUCCCUCUUCCUCCUUUCUCUCUGCUUCACCUCCCGCCGCAACCGCCGCCACCGCCGCAACCACAAGCCUCUCACUCCUCUCGUCUCCAAGGAAAUCCAGGAAAUCAUUUCCACUCCUCCCAAUCCUCAACCGCAUGAACUCCACCUCGACAUCGGAAAAGCUGCGGCGGCGGAGCAGCACCGCAGGGUGGUGUAUGCUGUGGCGUUCUCAAGCGGAGAAAGCAAAGGCGGCGGCGGCGGCGGCGGAGGAGGAGGAGGAGGAGGAGGAGGAGGAAGCGUGUGCGAAACGACGUCGUCGUUUGGGAGUGGAAGCGUAUCGGCGGGACCAGAGGUUUCGCAUCUUGGUUGGGGGAAGUGGUUUACGCUGAGGGAAAUGGAGGAUGCGACUGGAGGAAUGUGCGAGGAGAAUGUGAUCGGUGAAGGUGGCUAUGGAAUCGUGUACCGUGGUGUUCUCUCUGAUGGUACCAAUGUUGCUGUUAAGAAUCUCUUGAAUAACAAGGGACAAGCUGAGAGAGAAUUUAGGGUAGAGGUAGAAGCUAUUGGUCGUGUGCGGCACAAGAAUCUUGUUAGAUUGCUUGGAUACUGUGUUGAGGGCGCAUACAGGAUGCUUGUGUAUGAAUAUGUUGACAACGGAAAUCUGGACGAGUGGCUGCAUGGGGAUGUUGAUUCUGUAAGCCCUCUGACUUGGGAUAUCCGGAUGAACAUCAUCUUGGGAACGGCAAAAGGAUUGGCUUAUCUUCAUGAGGGGCUCGAACCAAAAGUUGUCCACCGAGACGUGAAAUCAAGCAAUAUACUCCUUGAUCGCCAAUGGAACCCAAAGGUUUCUGACUUUGGGCUCGCUAAGCUUCUGUGUUCUGAUCAUAGCUAUGUCACAACCCGAGUGAUGGGGACAUUUGGUUAUGUUGCACCGGAGUAUGCAUGCACUGGAAUGCUGACUGAGAAGAGUGAUGUUUAUAGCUUUGGGAUACUUAUUAUGGAAAUAAUUACCGGAAGAAGUCCCGUUGAUUAUAGUAAACCCCAAGGAGAGGUUAAUUUAAUUGAGUGGUUGAAAACUAUGGUUGGCAAUAGAAAAUCAGAGGAACUCAUCGAUCCGAACCUUCCUGAAAAGCCGUCUUCAAAGGCUCUUAAGCUUGCUCUGUUGGUUGCUCUUAAAUGUGUUGAUCCUGAUGCCACAAAGAGACCUAAAAUCGGACACAUAAUCCACAUGCUUGAGGCCGACGACAUUCUAUUCCGUGAUGAACGGAGGACCGGAGGAGAAUCGUCGCGAUCCCAUCGCAAUUAUCAUCAUCAUCAUGGGCAAAAGGACUCUAGCAGAGAUAGAAAGCGAAUAGGUGGAGAGAUCACUGAUCAAAGUGAAGAUGAUAGUAGUAGUAAAAUCUUGCCCAUCCCACUAGAUUGAGAUGAUAGUUGUUAAAUGGUAAAUGUAGCUAUGUAUUUAUUAUUUUUGGUUUUAGUAGUUUGCCUAUAUUAAUUUCUACCUCAAUCUGGACAACAUGCAAUGAGUGUAUUUUUUGCUGCAUAAUUUCCUCUCCCACCACAAUUUAGGAUUCAUUGUAUACUCAUAUUCAUUAUUACUAAAAAUCAAAAUUUUGAUGUCCUUCUGCUUUAUAAGACAAAAGUAGCUCAA
Molecule: messenger RNA, 1818 nt
Organism: Arachis stenosperma
Lineage: Eukaryota; Viridiplantae; Streptophyta; Magnoliopsida; Fabales; Fabaceae
Product: probable serine/threonine-protein kinase At1g01540
Exons: 7
Coding region: 79-1590 (503 amino acids)
Biological process (GO): protein phosphorylation
Molecular function (GO): ATP binding; protein kinase activity
Source: RefSeq, a predicted model, not a curated record